Messenger RNA from Lates calcarifer (barramundi perch), 3990 nucleotides. RefSeq names its product CDC42 effector protein (Rho GTPase binding) 1b (gene cdc42ep1b). NCBI's taxonomy places the organism in Eukaryota, Metazoa, Chordata, Actinopteri, Centropomidae. The record is from RefSeq and is a predicted model, not a curated record.
GGGAAGAGUCACAGGGGUUUAUUAUUGCAGCCUUCUGCUUCACAUGAGAAUGUGCUCACUGUCUUUCUUCAUGGCACUGGCUGCUUUGAUGACCUCAGACCGACAUUUCCACUGUUGAACUUCAGUUGUUCUUUUCACAGUUUUUUUUUUUCCUCUCUCUCUCUCAUUGUUGAUGAGUAUCCAUUACAUGUGUUCUCAUAGUUUUGCUCAGACUGAAAGUUUCAUAUCAAGCAUUAUCAUUUAGUUCUCGCUUGAGGAGUCCCCCUCUUCCUCCUUUUCCUCCUCCUCCUCCUUCUCUCCAUCUCCUUCCAGUCCACUUGUAAGCAGCAGCGCAGAGCCGCUUCAUGUGUGAGCGGAAACACACGGUGCACACCGCAAACCGAGGAGGAUGACAGAGCGAGGAGGUGGUGAAGCUGUCUCUCUGCGAAAGGUCCGCGCGCUGAGUUUAUUUUAAGCUGGCCUUAAGUGAACUGAAAGAAAACAGUGGACCCCCCCUUCUCACCCCCACCUACCUGGAAACCAUUGAAGAACUAAGUGGAUUGAAGAAGGCAGAGAGCAAGUGAGGGAGUCAGAGAGGGAGGGAAGACAAAAAGGAUUAUCAACUAAUCCAGUGCACGGACAAUCCUGAAGGAGCUUUAUCUUUCCUCCAGGACGAUUCAGACAAAACAGUUGCUGGAUUACUGCGCUUUAAUUUAUUGGCCUUUUCAAGAAAGCAUUCUCCUCCUUUUUCCCUCGCUCUGAUUGUUUUCACUGCCUCUCAAAGGUCCGGCGACUUUGGGACGGAGGGACCGGGGAACAAAGAAGCAGGGCGACGGACCUGGUGUCCCACAGACAGGGUGGUGCACACAUGGAUAAACCUCUUUAGUGGGAGACGGUGCAUGGUGGUGGUGGGGGACCCCCCGCGCUCUCUCUCUCUCUCCACUUGAACUUUGAGGAAGACAAGCGCAGAGCAACUUAUUGGAUGAGACAGCGAGGACUCAUUUCCAGUAAGCAACAGAGCAGAGACAGUGCUGUGCUGACAUUCAGCUGUGUUUGGUGAAUUAUUUUCUUUAAAAGCGUGGGGUUUAAACAACAUUACUGAGGGAUCUCAGUCAGAAAUGUAGAUCGUGGUCUCUAAUUGAAAGGAUGAAUUAAUCAUUUGUCACUUGUGUUCUAUCACUGUUUGAGAAGAGUGCAUACAGUGUAGGUGGGAUGCUAAAGUCAGUUUAAAAGGCACACGUGCUAAUCCCUGUAGGCUAACCUGAGACCUAAAUAAUGGCGAGAGGAGAAAACACAGUCUGGUCAAUUACAUUUCUUUAACAGAGUUAUUUAUAAGCUUCAAUGUGGGGUAACAUACUGUCCAGUCUCACUUUGUCUUCCCAAAAAAUUCUGCCUAUGUGAGCUUAAAGGCCUCUUUUAUUAGGUUUGGGUAAAAGGCAAAUUAAACAUACUUAAGGCUUCCUGGUGAGGUGAUCCUCUUAGUGUUGCAAGUUCUCUAUGUCUAAAAAGAUAUAAAACCAAGUGAGCACAGUGUAAACACCAGUCUUUUUUUCAUUGCUUUUGUCACACAGACCAGCUGAGUUGUUUGGCUGAAAUCACAUCUCAGUGUAUUUGCAGUUGUGGCUGGAUUUUGUAUUUCUAAACUGUCAUUUGCUGAACCAAAUCCGAACGGGCGCCCGGUCGGCCCCAAACUCUCCAGCCACAUAAGCUGCGGUAGCCAGAGGAAACUGAGUGCGACCUUUGUAAUUCAUCUUCUCUGUUAUUUUGUCUUGACUGAAGGCUGUCGCUGUGCGGGAGAAGUGAGCUGAGCGUUUGGUCGUUUUAGACAGACGAGAAGUCGAGGGGGGAGAAAGAGGAGAAUUAAAAGGGGACGUAGACGGGGACUGACUCUGCAUCCAUACUGGCAUCUCUCUGUGUAGAUCCAAAAGGGAAACCGUUGGCCGACAGUGGAUGAAUAGUUGGCUACGACUGUGUGGAGAAUGGAUUAUACACACAUUCUCUGCCGACUGAACAACCACAUAUUUGUGUUUUCUGUCCUCACUGUCCCGGCAUUUUAAUUUUUUCCUCUCUCUGGUUUUACAGUGGAUCCUAAACCGGAAUUCAGAUUUGACUGAUAUGUAAUCAGGCGCUCUCCUUUGAAUUAAAGGGAAAUUACACAACUUUUCUGCCACCAUGAGUCUGGGAAAACUGCCAGGGAUUAAGGGCCUUGUGUCUGGCUCUCAGGGGAAACGCCGUUUCAAGAGUGACCUCUCUGUGGACAUGAUCAGCCCGCCGCUGGGCGACUUCCGACAUACAAUGCAUGUUGGCCGUGGCGGGGACGUGUUUGGUGACACUUCCUUCCUUAGCAACUAUGGGGGCAUCAGGGAACCAGGAAGUCCAGACUCAGCAAACAGCUCCAAGACAACCGGGUUCUUCACACGCACCUUUCGACACGUACGGAAGAACUCUGGGCCGCGGCCGCGAGGGGGCUCCCGGGACUUGUCAUCCCCGCCACCAGACAUCUCACCCAUCAUCAAGAACGCCAUCUCCCUGCCCCAGCUGAACAUGGACUCUCCCAAUGGGUGCCUACAGAGGGUGCUGUUUCCCAGCUCUGUCAGCUCAACAGAUGACUCCUUCUGCACAUAUGGUCUGCAGUCUGGAUUCGUCACUCUGCCCCGCAUCUCUCGUCUUGACAGACAGUUUCAAGAUGCAGACGUUAGGAAAGGAUCUCUGCCUGAUGAUGGAGGCAUCGCACUGACACGCUCAGACUCCCUCACCUCGUUCACCGUGGACCUCGGCCCUUCCCUUAUGACCGAGGUGCUCAGCUUGAUUGACAACCCCAGCUGCCUUCAGAUGUCCAAUCACAGCCAGGCAGCAGGUGAUGAAGAUGAAGGAGGAGAUGAGGAAGAUGAGGAUGACAGCUCUCUAACAGAGACGCCUGUGCAGAGCCCUGGGGUAACCUCACCCAAUCCUUCCAUGAGUGGCACAUCAUUUCAGGGGAACAUGAACAACAGGGGGUGCCCUGGUGGCUCUAACUGGACAGAGCAGGAAGAGGACAGGAGGUCUCUGAGGACACCAGAUGCGUCCACCAUGUCUCCACAGAAAGCAGAGCCUGUAAUGGAGGCAGAGAGGUUCCAGAGGGCAGCUGACGUGCUCUCCCGUCAUUAUGGUGGAGGGUCCGUCACAAAGGGAACAAGGAUGAGCAACAACACUGUUUCUCCUUCUUUUUCCUGCAGCCGCAAAACACCGUAUGCCUUUUCUGAGGAGGAGGAAGAGAUCAAAGUCUAGAUGUUGAAACUCUCAUUGAAAGACAGAAGAAACUUGACUGAUCCAAUAAAACAGAAACCUUUUACUGAUGGGAUUUCUAGGUUCAUGUCAAGUCACAGAGGUUUGCAUGAUAUUCUGUUGUUCCUCCACACAAACAUUCCUCCUCUUAACACAUGCACCUACAUGAGGGAGUCACUGAUCCACUACCAGAUCCUGGUCUGUAUUCAGAUUCUGCAGAGAGAAGGUUUGAGGUUGAUCUGGACCCUGGACUUUCCCCUCUCUCUGCAUAACAUUGUUGUGAUAUUAUACAGAUUAUUUAUAGUAGAAACUAUGCCACAGUAGAAGCCAUGGAAGGACUGAAUCUGAAUGAAUCUGUUACUGUCUGAGUGACUGGAGAUGCUGAGGAACAGUCUUUUUUCUCUCUACUUCACCCCAGCUUAUAAACACCUAACACUACAUAAUCAUGAUUCUCAACAACAAAAAACAGCAGUUGGACUAUAUUUUCAUAUUAAUGAAUGUUAUAAAUGUCUGCAUACAUUGUAAAUAUGUUAACUGUCAGUCGAAAAUAAAAUACACGAUUCCCUUUUUUUUUUUUUUUUACAUUUGUACAUGUAAUAUGUAUCGCUCAUUUAUGAGUAUUAGACAUGUUUUUUACUUUAACAGUGUAAUCCCACAUUGUAAGAUAGUCCAAUAUAUAAAACAACUGUUUUUAAUGCGGAUAAUUCCUCUGGUUUCUCUUAUCUGGAUUAAAUUAGUAAAAAUUUA